Molecule: messenger RNA, 2147 nt
Organism: Schistocerca nitens (vagrant locust)
Lineage: Eukaryota; Metazoa; Arthropoda; Insecta; Orthoptera; Acrididae
Product: STING ER exit protein
Exons: 4
Coding region: 135-800 (221 amino acids)
Source: RefSeq, a predicted model, not a curated record
UUUCCGUCGGAAUUAACAUAAUCUAUGCCUCUAUAUUGGUGUUCUGUGCUGUGCCUCGUUGUUUGUACAUAAUGGAAAGCGUUGGUUUGUGUUAGUAAAUGUCAAUUUCUCGUGGCGUCAGCUAGAGUAUCAAGAUGCCAAAAGUUGUUUCGAGAAGUAUAGUGUGUUCUGACACAAAGGACCAGGAAGAAUACAGUGAAGAAAAACCGUUACACAUUUAUUACUGUUUGUGUGGCCAGAUGACAUUAAUAUUAGACUGUGCUGUUGAAAAGUUGCCACUGCGAAGAAGAGAUGGAGCACGUGUUAUAGAUGGCAGCAAGCAUGCUCACAAGGUGACGUAUGAUCAAGAUGAAACAGUAUACUUAAAACGACCUGAAGGAAUUGAAAGACAGUUCAGACAGAAAUGUAAAAAAUGUGGACUUUUACUGUACUACAAACACGAUCCAAAAAGCAAUGUAAUAUUCGUAGUGAAAGGUGCUGUUAUUAAGAGUUCCGGUGAAGGACCAAUGACAACAAUUUACAAUCAAGUUGCUGUUGAGAAACCUAAGAAGAUUAUGGUUACAAAGCACACAAAGAAUAUGGGCAAAUUUAGCUCAGUCACAGUGUCAACAAUUGAUGAAGAAGAAGAUGAAAUUGAAGCUCGGGAAGUUGCUGAUUCUUAUGCCAACAAUGCACGAAUCAUCGAAAAGCAAUUGGAAAGGAAGGGUAUGAACAAGAGGAAAAUGGUUGUGCAACAGACGCAGGCUGAAAUGGAUGCUAAACGGAACAGAGUUCGUGGAACUUUAAUUGACAAUAAUUAAUGAAAUAAAUGCACAGAUUUGAGAGUUACACAAGUACAGAAAUUGUACAUAUUGUUAAUAUACCACAUAAUUACAUUAAUAUUUGAAAAAUAUGCUCACAAUAAUGUGAAUAACAUUAGUAAUUACAUAACCUUUCUUAAAAACAUAAAAAAUUGUAAUCUUCACUUUUAUAUACCACUGUUACACAGCAAUGCGGCAUAUUACAGGGAGCGGCAGUCAAUUUAUUAUUAGUGGGUGGAAGCGUUGGAAGUAGUGGGGGGGGGGGGGGGGGGUCGAGUAACCAAGGUCACCACUGUGUUCUCCAACACACAGCAUUUCAGUAGCCAUGGAGCAGUGGACUAAGCAACUAUGGUUAUUUACAGUGAAAGAGUUCCACCAAAGCGGUAGCUAUGUAGACGCUCAGCAUUGUUUGCGGGUGCAUUUUCAAAUUAAUCGUAAUAGGCCGGUGUCUUCAGUUGACUCAAUAAAAACUUGGGGCGGAAACUUUGAAAAUGUCUGCGAAACAACAAGGAAAAGAGGAGGCAGAGCAAAGACAGUGUAUACUCCCUAUAAUGUGGAACAUGUAAGAAUUGCUGUGGGAAGAAGACCCCGGAGAUCAGUGUGUUGCGCUUGGAAUUUUUGACAGGACUGUCCGAAGGAUUUUGAGGUUAGACUUACAUCACCAACCAUACAAAAUCCAAGUGGUUAACGCUUUGAAUAACAACAACUUUAUGGUCAGACAGCAGUUCUGUGAUUGAAGAAAACGAGGAGCUUGUUCACAACCUCUGGGUGAGUGACAAGGCACAUUUUCACCUCAAUGGAUAUGUGAACAAACAGAACUUUAGAUACUGGUGUGAGUUUGGUGUGCAAUGUCCUCAUCGGGAAUAAUAGGCCCUUAUUCUUUUGAGAACGAAAAAGGGCAAUCUGUUACCAUGAAUGCUGAGCGCUAUUCAACAAUGUUAAGGACAUUCUUCAUACCUUAGCUUUGUCAAGAUGGAGCAACAAGUCACAUAGCCUGUGUGAGCAUUAAUGUUCUCAGUGAAGUGUUUCCUAACCAAGUGAUUUCCAAGAAUGGAGCAAUUGCUUGGCCCGUCCUUUCACCCAACCUUACUAAGAGCAAAGUGUACAAAGAAAGACCUCCUAAUGUUGGUGAUCUCAAAGCAAGAAUCUGGCUGGAGAUAGAGAGAAUUCCUCAGGGUAUGCUCUGUCAUGUGAUAGACAGCUUCAUAAAUCACCUGUGAGAAUGCUGUGAUCGAGAAGGACGCCAUCUUGCUGAUGUUAUUUUCAAACAAUGAAAAAUGUGUUGAUGUUUCUUAAAUGCUUUUUAAUGUAGAAUAAGAUUGCAUGAAUAAAAUUUUGAUAUCUGCA